AAUUGCGGGGAUAGCUCAGUUGGGAGAGCGUCAGACUGAAGAUCUGAAGGUCGCGUGUUCGAUCCACGCUCACCGCAUCUCUUUCUAAUUUUUUUUUCAUGAAACGACUUUUAGGCCCAUCCAUACGGAUAGUAAUUUUAUAUCUCGACAAGUUGUGACAAUCCUAAGAAAAUAUGGCCGAUCGGAUCUAAACAUUGCUUUGAGAUUGCUAAACAUCGUUAUAUAUUGCAACUUGAUAUAACUUUAACAACUUAACCAUUGACUUAACAAUUUAAAAUGUUGACUUUUGAAACAAAAGAAAUUAUGUAUCUAUAAAAGCUUAGAUCAUGAAUCUUGAUGAUAUUUCGUCUUUGUAACAUUAAUUAAAACGAAAUGGACCACACUGUUUCUUCUCUCCAAUGCUUCUUCUUAGUUUUAUGUCUAUCUCUACUUGUUUGUUCUAACUCGGAAGAUACUUCCAAAUCAAGAAAGAAACCUAUCCUGAUAAACUUUGGCGACUCCAACUCCGACACAGGAGGAGUUCUCGCCGGCGUUGGACUUCCGAUAGGACUCCCUCAUGGCAUUACCUUCUUCCAUAAAGGCACUGGUCGUCUCGGCGACGGCCGACUCAUCCUUGACUUUUUCUGUGAACAUUUAAAGAUGCCAUACUUAAGUCCAUACUUGGACUCACUCUCGCCAAACUUCAAAAGAGGAGUCAACUUCGCAGUCUCCGGCGCCACCGCUCUUCCCAUGUUUUCCUUCCCACUCGCUGUUCAGAUCCGUCAAUACGUCCAUUUCAAGAACCGUUCUCAAGAACUUAUCUCUUCCGGGAGAAGAGAUCUUAUAGAUGAUAAUGGAUUUAAAAACGCAUUGUACAUGAUCGACAUUGGUCAAAAUGAUCUUCUACAAGCUCUAUACAAUUCAAACUUAACAUACACAACCGUGGUAGAAAAGAUUCCUCCCAUGCUGCUUGAGAUUAAAAAGGCUAUACAGACCGUAUAUUUAUACGGAGGGAGAAAGUUUUGGGUACACAACACAGGCCCAUUGGGUUGUGCACCAAAGGAGCUAGCUAUUAACCCGCACAAUGAGUCGGAUCUUGACCCGAUUGGUUGUUUUCGGGUUCACAACGACGUGGCGAAGACCUUUAACAAAGGACUGUUUAGUCUAGUUAACGAAAUGAGAGCACAACUCAAAGACGCUACCCUUGUCUACAUUGAUAUCUACUCUAUCAAGUACAAACUUUCAGCUGAUUCCAAACGAUACGGAUUUGUGGAUCCGUUGAUGGCGUGUUGCGGUUUUGGAGGGAGGCCUAACAACUACGAUCGUAAAGCCACGUGCGGUCAACCAGGUUCAACAAUUUGUCGUGAUGUAACCAAGGCAGUUGUAUGGGAUGGGGUUCACUAUACUGAAGCUGCUAACCGGUUUGUUGUCGAUGCUAUUCUAUCAAACCGGUACACUUACCCAAAAAUUCCUCUUAGCCGAUUUUGGUAGAUCAAAAGGAAAUUGCUCAAUAAAACCGGGUUGGCUAUAAAAAUGUGUGCGCGUUGAUUAGUCCAUGGCCCAACUAUAUUGGUACAAAUCGCUAAUGAUUGCACUCUGAAGUGAAUGUUGCAAGUCAAAUUAAACCACCUUAAGUCCUUAACUCAAUGGGUUCCAUGAAUUCGUUUGGAUUUAACAUACGAGUGGUCGAUAAUUUUAGACGGUACUAGGGACGACUAUAUGAAUUGUGGUGGAAUUGGUAUUUCGCUGGUUUGUUUAAUUUCAUUUUAACAAGGUCGUAACUAUAAUGAUGCGUAUAAACUCAGCAAUCAUAAACAAAGAAACAUGCAUCUAAAAUUGCAGUCUAUAGGAGACCAUUAUAGGCUUCAAUCGUAAUAAAACAUGUAGCUUAAACAUGACCCAACACGCAGCAGCUAAAACAUGACCAAAGAGUUUAAGAUUUUAUUCCCUAAGCAAUACUAGUAUUGAAACGAUCAUCAUACAGUAUGUAAUGUUAGACUUCAUUACAGAGACUAAACUCCAAUUUCCACAAUACAAGUUUAGAAAUUAACAAGAGUUGUACGCAUAAUAAUCAGUAACUAAUUAAAGAUUGUUUAGCAUUUGAUCUUCAAGCUAAAUUGUAAAUGAUAAAGAUUCGACUAUGUCUUCCAAUAGUCGCAAUUCAAAUAUAAGAUGAUUAAAGAUGUACAAUCGCUAAUGACUGCACUCUGAAGUGAAUGUUGCAAGUCAAAACAGAACUCAAUAGGUUCAGUGAAUACAUAGAUGCCGUUAACGAGUGGUGGAUAAUUUUCAAUGGUAGGUACGACUACACGAAACGAAUUGUGGUGGGAAUUAUUCUUUCGCUGGUUUGUUCAAUUUCACUCCUAACAAGGCCAUAAUUAUAAGGCUGUGGAUAAGCUAAGCAAUCAGUCCAUAAGAGACCAUUACUGGUUUCAAUCGGAAUAAACCCUGUAAUAGAUUAAACAUGACCCAACACGCAGCUAAAUCAUGACCAAAUA
Brassica napus (rape) is the source of this 2477-nucleotide messenger RNA. RefSeq names its product GDSL esterase/lipase At3g62280. The coding region runs from base 373 to 1470 and encodes 365 amino acids. The record is from RefSeq and is a predicted model, not a curated record. Gene Ontology annotation, molecular function: hydrolase activity, acting on ester bonds. The transcript has 5 exons. NCBI's taxonomy places the organism in Eukaryota, Viridiplantae, Streptophyta, Magnoliopsida, Brassicales, Brassicaceae.